AUGGCGCAACCGGCGGCAGUGGAUUUCGCCCUUCCUCCGCCCGCGGACCCCCUUGCCGCCGCCCCGCGCGCGACUCACCGCGGGCGGGCGUCCGCCCGGCGGCGCGCGCAGCGGAAGCUGGCGUCGUGCCUGGACCGCCUGGGCGCGUGGAGCCCGUUCGGGCAGGCGGAGGGCGCGCAGGAGGAGGCUGUAGGGGCGACCCGCGGAACUGCCGCGGCGGCGGCGGAGAGGGCCAUGGAUGAUCGCGAGGAGGCCGGACGUGGGGAAGGGAAGGAUUGGACAGAGGAAACAGAGGACGGGGGCGCGGCGGGGCGAGGAGCGAGCAGCUGUGAAGAGGUGCGCGCGGCGCAACCGCUACAGGUGCACGGGAAGGCGUGGCGCUGCGCCGCCACCUUUAGCGCCCCGGCCCACGCCCACGCCCCCGCCGCAGCAGCCACAGCAGUGCCCUCCCCCUUCGCCAAAGCUGGCAGGCUCGGGGCGGCGGAGCUUGCCAAACCGGAGCAUGAGGCUCGGUUGGGCUUCCGAGGCAGAGGCGUGCGCGUGUCAGGGUGGUCCGGGGGCAGCUCGGACGAGAGCUGGCACGCGCUGGAGCAGCAGGCAGCCCGACGAGCAGGAGUGGGGGUGGGGGAGCACGUGGUGGUGCUGGCGAGGGCUGCUGGGCGCACAGCCCUGGCAGCAGGCGUGUGGGAUUCGGCACGCUGGCAUGCGAGAGUCGUGAGGCAGGCAGUGGGGGCAACGGUGGCCAAGGAAACGCAGGCAGCAUGGGGCCACCCAAAGCAAGGCGUGGGGCGGUGGGAAGGCGGAGGGGGCUGUCAGCGCGAGCAGAGGCGCGGAAGCGAAGCGAGGAGGUGGAGGGCCGUGGGGGGGAGAUGGAGCGGGGGGGGAGGGGAGAGGGCCGCGUUGCAUGUGGAGGGCGAGGGGCGAGGAGAGGGGUGGAGGGAGGGAGGGGGCGGGCGGGCGGGCAGGGAUGAGGCAGUGGAGGCAGGGGAAGGUAGUGGGGCGGGGGCAGGGGGAGAUGCUGUGCUUGCUGCUCGUGGUGCUCCUGCUGCUGACGUGGACGGUCCAGCUGGUGAGGGAAACAACUUGGAAGCUUCUAGAUGGAGGAGGCGGGGGGUGAGGAGGCACAGAGUGGGGGUGGCAGGGGAGGGAGCAGGCGGGGUUCUGGAAGGAGGAGGGAGAGAGAGGGGUGGGGGGAGUGGAGAGGGUGGGUUGGGUGGGGGAGUUGCGGCGGUGGGUAGUGGCAGCGGCGGCAAGGGGCACGGCACAGCAGAGGGGGAGGACAGAGGCCGGGAGAGUGGCGGGGCAGGCGGCAUGGUGGUUGGAGUGACAGGGACGAGGCAGGUGUGUGGACGCAAGAGGGCGGGACGGGAGGUGUUUCGGGGAGAUGGGGGGAGCGACAGCAGUGAUUAUCAUGCUGAGGUGGAGGAAGGGGGAGAGGGGGAUGAGGAGGAGGAGGAGCAGGAGGAGGAAGGUGAGGAGGAGGAGGAGAGAGGCACAGCUGGUGCGGGUGGGUGGGAGGCAGGCAGAGGGGGAGAGUGGGGCGUGUGGGGAGGCGAGGUGAUGGCGGAGGAGACAGGUUGGGCGGCGGAGUGGGCGGGGUGCAGAAUGGCUGUGAGGGGGGGCGGGGAGGCGAGUGAGAGCUCGGAGGAGGAUGGUGGCAGCGGAAGCAGGGGUGUUGGGCAGAUGGCAGUGGGGGUAGGGCGGGGUACAUGGCGAUGGAAGGAGGGCAGGCAGCUAACAUCCUCCCCUCUCCCCCCUGGCGUCACCAUUGUGCAGCUUCGGAAGAGGCGGCGCUUCAGCGUGCAUGCAUGGCAAGGCGGAGUGGGAGUGGCGGUGACAGGGGGCCACACCAGCGACCCUGCUGCAGCCCCAUGCGACACCUCCUGUGCCUCCGACCCCCUCGCUCCCUCCCUCUCCCUCUCCGCCUCCGCCAGUGCUGCCAUUCUCUCUGACCCCACUAUCCUGCUGUCUGACCGUGCUGCUGUGCCGCCCUCCCCCUCCCUCUCUGACCGCGACCGUCUCUCCGACGCCCAUCCUCACUCGGAGCUGGGCAGGAGCUCUGAUGCUGGCAGGCACUCCCCCGUACCGCACUUAACCUCACCUACUGCCCUUCCCGCUGCUGCUCCUGCUGGUGAUGGUGCAUUCAAGGGCGGCAGCAGUGGGAGCAGCGGGCGGCAGGUGGGCAGCGGGAAGCACGUGAGCCGGGCGAGUGGCGAGCUGUACUAUGGCCACUCGCGCCCUGCCGGUUCGUCCCGCCCCACGCGGCAGCAGCAUGGGCCGCGCGGGGCUGUCAGGCCGGCACGGCAGCAGCGGGUGGAGGCGGGGCGUAGCAGCAGCAGCAGCCGGCGCUGCAGUGCUGCUGCCAGGGGAGCCCAGGGUGGUGCGGGCCGGUGUGGUGGGCGCGUGGGGAAUGGUGCAAGUGGAGGGGGAGGGUUGGGUGUGGAUGGGUGGAGGCAGAGGGGGGGUGUGGAGGAGGGGUGGGAGGAGGGCUGGCAGGUGGCGGUGGUGCCGGGAGGAGGGGGGUAUGUGAGCAGCAGCAGCACGGGGAUUGACCUGCCUCAAGGGGCACGAGAGAGGUGGUCCACAGCAGCGGUGAGCACGCCGAGGAGCAUAGUGGAGGGGGAGGCGCUGCCGCUGGGCAGAGAGUGGGCGAGAGGCGGGGCGUGGGCGAGGGAGGGGCCGUGGGAGCAGGAGCAGGGGCGCGCGGGGGAGGAGAGGCGCAGCGGGCGGGUGGGGAGUGAGGGGCAGAGCGGAGGGGACUCGGGGUAUGGCAGUGACGUGGGGUAUGGCGGGGAUGGGGAACUGGGGAGUGAUGUGUGGGGUGGGGAGGAGGAUGAAGAGGAUGAGGAGGAUGAGAAUGAGUCUGGCAUGGUGCUUGCAUCAGCAGCAGCAGUGGUGCAUGCUGCUGUGCAUGUUGGUGUGUUCACAAACACUCAUCCUGGCACACAGGCUGGGGGGGUCACAUGUGGCACACGCAGUGCAAUGCAGCCUACCACCUGGCCCCCACCAGCAGCAGCAGCAGCAGCAGAAGCAGCUCUGCAGCCGUGCUGUUUCCAUCCAGCAGACUUUCAAAUCCCACCCAAAGUAGACUUGUGA
Closterium sp. NIES-65 is the source of this 3096-nucleotide messenger RNA. Lineage: Eukaryota; Viridiplantae; Streptophyta; Zygnematophyceae; Desmidiales; Closteriaceae. The record is from the annotation of a GenBank genome assembly.